AUGGGUGGAAAAAAGCCAGCUAAGCAAACCCUCCCCUCACUACAAGGUGAUACCACGAAUCGAAUGAUACCCAACACCUUCGCGUUAUCAUCAUCACCUCCACGUAACGCCAAACGGCGUCGACUAAACCCUCCAGAACCCAGGUCACCGAGAACACGGUCUGAGAAACGAAUACAACAGGCACAAGAUCCUAAACUUCCUGGCGUAUUACGUCAACACACCCGAGCUCAGUCCCUCUACUCCCAGUCUACAGAGCCAUCGGAGGUUGAGCAAAAGAGCAAUCUUGAGAGCGCAGCCCUCAAAGUCACCAAUUACACACCUCAGAACCGUGGAGACCAUGAGAACCUGCUACAGAGAUCUUUACAGGCGUUCCUUGAUCACCUCCCAGAUGCCGGCCGGAGUGGCAUUGCGAAGGAUAUUAUUGAUCUACAAGAUGAUGACGCCAUUUAUCAAUACUUUCGCAGUCUGUAUACCGGUCUGAGAACGCGUAUGCGCUCCCGCUCCAAGCCGCCUUCGGUCGCAAGUAUCCCGACUGAGCAGCGGGACUCACAUGCCGAGCGGAUUUCGACAAGUUUGGACCAGCCUGUGUCGCGUACGAUGGAGUUCAGAGAAGGAUUGCUUCAACGUGAUGGGUACCGCUGCGUUUUGACUGGGGACAUGGAGUUCAGUCACUGGGAAAGUCUCGAUUGCCCGGAAGAUGUUAUAGAUCUAGGCAAAACGGAAGGGGCGCAUAUCAUCCCCUUUUCGUAUGCAGCCUGGGAUCCUAGACGGAACAACCUCUUACCAGACGUAUCGCGCGCAUGGGAGGUUCUCUGGCGCUGUUUCCCUAGUAUGAGGGCGAUCGGCUUUAACCACGAGGACAUCAACAGUCUAUGUAAUGGUCUUACGCUUACAAACUGGGUUCACGAACACUUUGGCGCAUUCCGAAUCGCCUUUGAAUGCACUGGUGCUGAGAAUAAAUAUAAAGUCCACACAUUCAAAGGGGUCAGCGAUAAGUAUAAGGCGCACUUUCCGCUGGAGGUUCGUUUUAUAAACAAGGAUACAGAUAAUGAUCGAAGUUUGCCAAGUCCUAUACUGCUCGAUUGUCACUUCCGGUUGGCCAAGAUCCUGAAUGCUUCUGGAAUGGCAGCAGCAUUUGACUUUGACUUUGAAGAGUGGGAAGAGGUUAAGGUCAGGGCGGGUGGUCAGCUACCUGAGGAUGGUGAUAUUGAUAUUAGUCAAGCUUUAUGUGUUGGUCUUGAACUAUGUGGUUAUGCUAUUAGAGGGAUUUAG
Penicillium paradoxum is the source of this 1272-nucleotide messenger RNA. RefSeq names its product HNH endonuclease signature motif containing protein. The transcript is spliced from 4 exons. The record is from RefSeq and is a predicted model, not a curated record. NCBI's taxonomy places the organism in Eukaryota, Fungi, Ascomycota, Eurotiomycetes, Eurotiales, Aspergillaceae. The coding region runs from base 1 to 1272 and encodes 423 amino acids.